AGGCUCACUCCCCGCGUUAACAUGUUGAGCGACCUCAUGAACUAUCGUCCGAUCGGCGCGAGCUCAUGAAUAUUAAUUAGGCUCGUGAAUAUGUUAACGAGGCGAGGAAAUGAACUUGAUGAAUAUUAAGUAGCCUCAUGAAUAUUAAUCGCUCCAGAUGACGUCACCGGAGUCCGAGUAAACACGGGCCCAGAGUGAGACAGCGAGACACAGAGAGACAGAGUGGAGACACAGAGAGACAGAGUGGAGACACAGAGACACAGAGACAGAGUGGAGACACAGAGAGACAGAGAGGAGACACAGAGACAGAGUGGAGACGACAUCGCCAUGUCGGGAGAGGACAAUGGGAGCACCAGCCUCCAGGGCUCGUGGGUGGAGCUGCAGGCAGCUCCCUGCAGCUCCGCUCCUGCGAGCGCCUUCCACGGCGAGAUGGAGCGAAUUCUUCUCGAUGCACAGCGCGAGUCUGGGGCCAGCAGCUCACGUAGCAGCAGCACACACUGUGACAGUCCUCCGUUAGUUCCGAGUCCACGAGGAGGCCUGGUGACUGAGACAGACGCUGACAAAUCCAGCAACCAGUCGGAUGAGGACCGUGUGGAACGGUCUGCGGAGAUGGAGGCUCUGCUGAAGAAAAACCCCGAGUGGAUCUGGGACUGGUCCAGCCGCCCAGAAAAUGCCCCACGCAAGGAGCUGCGCUUCCAGCAGCAGCAGCGCCACCACCACCACCACCACCGCGUGCUUCAGCUGGAGGCUCUGAGCAUGCGUCGCUCGCGUGCCAUGCAGCGAGGGGGAGUCUUCUCCUCUCACUUCCUGCUCCUCUUCCUGCCCAGCGUCCUGCUCACUCACGUGCUGGCCCUCGGCAUCGGGAUUCUGAUUGGACGGAAACUGAGCGGAGGAGCGGUCAGCAACAGCAGCCUGUGAACACUCACGCUGGUUGCCAUGGAGAUGCACACACACCCACUCACUCACCUACCCACUCACUCACCUACACACUCACCCACUCACUCACCUACUCACUCACCCACUCACUCACCUACUCACUCACCCACUCUUUCACUC
This is a messenger RNA of Petromyzon marinus (sea lamprey), 1056 nucleotides long. The record is from RefSeq and is a predicted model, not a curated record. Lineage: Eukaryota; Metazoa; Chordata; Hyperoartia; Petromyzontiformes; Petromyzontidae.